This is a messenger RNA of Echinops telfairi (small Madagascar hedgehog), 1263 nucleotides long. RefSeq names its product small nuclear ribonucleoprotein U11/U12 subunit 48 (gene SNRNP48). The record is from RefSeq and is a predicted model, not a curated record. Lineage: Eukaryota; Metazoa; Chordata; Mammalia; Afrosoricida; Tenrecidae. Gene Ontology annotation, cellular component: nucleoplasm; cytosol; U12-type spliceosomal complex. Bases 1 to 1020 code for a protein of 339 amino acids. The transcript is spliced from 9 exons.
AUGGAGGACGGUGUCCUUCCGGUGGCGGAGCGGCGGCGGCUGCAGGAGGAGCUGAGCGACUUUGUGGAGAGCUGCUGCGCGACGCUGGAAGAGGUGACAGCGUCCUUGGGCUGGAACCUGAGUCAGCUGGACGCCGGCGAAGAGGCGGCGGCGGAGGAUGAAGUUGUGAUCUGUCCAUAUGAUUCCAAUCAUCAUAUGCCUAAGUCAUCUUUAGUGAAGCACAUGGUCUCGUGUAGAUUGAGGAAACUGGACUAUACCAAAGAAGAAGAGGGUGAAAUGUAUAGUCCUGAAUUUUUCUAUGAGAAUAUGAAUGUGCCUUCUGUUACUUUAAAUAAAGAAACACAAUUACAAAUAAUUAAACAAGCUAGAAGUACAGAUGGAAAAGAUGGAGAUUGUUCUUCUAAUCAAAGAAUUUAUUCUUCAGUGCCUGUUGAAGUUCCUCUGAAUCAUAAACGGUUUGUUUGUGAUCUAACUCAAGCUGAUCGCCGUGCCAUCUAUGAUUUUGUAGUCGAAGAAACGAAGAAGAAGCAGUCCAGUUCUCAGAUCACUGAGAAUGACAGUGAUCUUUUUGUAGACUUGGCCGCUAAAGUCAAUCAAGAUAAUAGUCGAAAAUGUCCAAAAUCUUACCUUGAAAUCCUGGCAGAAGUGAGAGAUUAUAAAAGAAGACGCCAGUCCUAUAGAGCUAAGAAUGUUCACAUAACCAAGAAAUCAUACACUGAGGUGAUCCGGGAUGUGAUCAAUGUGCACAUGGAAGAACUCAGUAAUCAGUGGCAAGACGAGCAGGAAAAAGCAGAGGAUGGUGCUAUGAAGAAGGAAGACAGGCGCUCAGCUUCAGUAGAUUCAUGGCAGUCUGGUGGAAGCUAUUUGGAUGCUGAAUGUUCAAGACGUAGAAGAGAUCGGAGUAGGAGUCCACGCAAACGAAAGAGAAGUAAAGAUCGGGAUAGAAACUUGGACUCGAGAAGGAAGGAGAGGGAUGGAGAAAGACAUCGUAGUCAUAAAAGAAGAAAACAGAAAAUAUAAAAAUAAAGUGUUUGUGCAUAUACUGAUUAUGCUUACACCAUGGUAACCGAGAUGCUGAAAUAUUCAUUGUCAUUGCUAUGAGUACAGGAUGUAUUGAGUGCUCACAUUGUUAUUUUCCAGUCAAUACUUAUGCCUCCGACCAUGAAUAUCCUAUAUGCCCCUAAAACUUUGUUUUCCUUAUUUUAAUAGGUGAUUGGCUUCCUGUUACUGAUUUUUUCAUUCCUUUUCAUAGUUUAUGUAUUG